Molecule: messenger RNA, 2112 nt
Organism: Penicillium olsonii
Lineage: Eukaryota; Fungi; Ascomycota; Eurotiomycetes; Eurotiales; Aspergillaceae
Source: the annotation of a GenBank genome assembly
AUGGCUCCUCCUGUUCUCCCAUUCCGGGACAUCAAUCUCCAUGCGUCGCCUUCUCACUAUGCAUUUACAUCGCCCUCAUCUCGCCAGGCACCGACAUUGGUGGUGGACCGUCCAACGGGGGACUUGCGCCUGAACGAUGGUCCCCUCCCAGGGGCUAAGCGGAUCUCGAGUAUCGCAGGAAUCCUGGGAAUCCUCAAACUGAAGCUCGAUAAGUACAUCAUCGUCAUUACCAAGGCACAGCCCAUGGGUCGAUUGCGCGGUCACAUGGUCUACAAGGUGGCGGGCACCGAGUUCCUUCCUUUGCGCGAACGACCACUCCAUGAUAACGACGAAGAUGCCUAUCUCACACUUGUCAAGGACCUGCUCCGACGAGGCCCCAUGUACUUCUCCUACUCGCUGGAUAUUACCAACAACUUCCAACGGCAAUCCCAAAGUCCGACCAAUGUUCCCAUGUGGAAGACCGCGGACGAUCGCUUCUUCUGGAACCGCUUCAUUCAAUCAGACCUGAUUGAUUUUAGCGUGGGAGCAAACGAUACAAGCGGGGCUCGCUAUGGUCCCCAACCAGGGGCUGAUCCCUACAUUUUGCCGGUGAUGUUCGGCAUGUUGCGCAUUGUUCCUGCCAAGGUCAAAUCAACAUCAUUCACUUAUGCCCUUAUCACCCGGCGAGCCAGACACAGGGCAGGAACCAGAUACUUCUCUCGUGGAAUUGACGAGCAAGGUCAUGUGUCGAACUACAAUGAAACUGAGCAAAUAGUGAUCCUCAAUGACUCCAAAGGUGGACUCUCUGGGUUUGGAGGCGGUCAAUCCAUGACCAGUGGUAAGGCCAGCCAGGAUCUCCAGGUUUACUCAUUCGUGCAAACCAGAGGCAGUGUGCCCGUGUUCUGGGCCGAAGUCAACGACCUGAAAUACACCCCAAAGCUGCAGGUUCGGGGGGUGGAAACUGCGGUUGAAGCCGCACGGAAGCAUUUUACCGAGCAGAUCAACAUCUACGGAGAGAAUUACAUGGUCAACCUCGUGAACCAAAAGGGCAGGGAGGAGCGUGUCAAACGAGCAUAUGAACAGCUGGUUCGCACUUUAGUCUCUUCCUCGUCUGAGAGCACCGAAACUGAUGAAUUGACUCCUGAAAAGAUCCGCGUUCUGGAACCUGGGUCCAACCAAAAAGAGAUGGAUCGUUUGCACUACGUGUACUUUGAUUUCCACAAUGAGACCAAGGGUCUCAAGUGGCAUCGUGCAGAACUGCUGAUGGGCCGCUUGAAUGAUGGGCUGGUCCAAGGUGGGUACUUCCGUGGGGUUGAGAGCCCAGGUGCCCCCGAUGGACAAUUGGAUACUCGCUCCACGCAGACCAGCGUAGUUCGCACCAACUGCAUGGAUUGUUUGGAUCGUACCAAUGUGGUGCAGAGUAUGCUCGGCCGCUGGGCCGUCACCCGGCAACUUAUCGAUGCCGGUGUUCUUCGCACGGGGGAAACUGCAAACGACGAUAAAGAGUUUGAGAAUCUGUUCCGCAACAUUUGGGCGGAUAACGCAGAUGUGGUUUCCAAGUCUUACUCGGGCACUGGUGCCUUGAAGACCGAUUUCACUCGCACUGGCAAGCGCACCCGCGCAGGUAUGCUGCAAGAUCUGAACAACUCCAUCACUCGAUAUGUGCGCAACAACUUCAUGGACGGACCUCGGCAAGAUGGAUUCGACGUUUUCCUGGGCACCUACCUUCCCUCGGAUUCAAGCUUUGCAAACAUCCAAUUGUUCCUUGACCAGCGCCCACUUGUCAUACAGUCGGUCCCUUACAUUCUUGCUGCUAGCGUAUUUAUGGUUCUGGUGGCUCUCUUCACGAGACGACUGCCCGAUGCCACUGUCUGGCCUCUCCGUCUGUUCAUGAUCUUCUGGACUCUGGUGGCAGUUUACUGCUUCCGUUUCGUUCAUGGACACGGCAUGCUCUACGUCAACUGGCCCAAGCUCAACACGCCUGUCGCUGGCGCCGAAGGAUAUCAAGAUGCCCUUAUCAAGGCACGGUCUGAUCCAAUUGUCGGCAAGUGGCUACCUGCCAAGCGGCACCAACGGGGAAUCAGCAAUGCACGUCUCGUGUUCUUGGAGGAAGGAAAGACUAGGAUUGAGUAG